Messenger RNA from Xenopus laevis (African clawed frog), 1221 nucleotides. RefSeq lists its product as uncharacterized. The record is from RefSeq and is a predicted model, not a curated record. The transcript is spliced from 2 exons. NCBI's taxonomy places the organism in Eukaryota, Metazoa, Chordata, Amphibia, Anura, Pipidae. The coding region runs from base 46 to 1149 and encodes 367 amino acids.
UCGUCACCACAGAGUUUGAAAACUCAUCCAUAUUUUAAGGAACUGAUGUUUUUACAGAAGACAGUAGAAGUGAGAGAAACUUCAACUAACCUUGAGGAAAAUUCUUCAGAGAUGUGCGCUGUUGGUGGGUUAGAUGAGGAAGAGGAAACUGAAUACUCACUACCUUCCCCGUUAGAUAUUGAAAGGUCUGAACCAGAAAAUUCUGCAAAGAAGGCAAAUCCUCCAAAAAAAAUUCUUUCAUCUAAAAAUGCUGGUUGUCGCAAAAAGAGUAAAUCUGAUUCUGCUGACGAAUCAUUUCAAGAUGUGCUGAGUAUUUUAAAUAAUUUACAGAACGAAUUACAUGAACAUCAGAAAGCUAAAGCUAUACAAUGUGAUGAUGAUGAAGCAACUUGCUUUGCUAAAAGCUUGAUUGUUCACAUUAGGCAGGUUCCUGAAAACAAGCUGUUACAGAUGAAAGUUGCAGUCCUUAAUUGUAUAGAUACUUUUAUUAAGAGUUCUGUUAAUCCAGAAUAUAGACCAAAAGAGUAUUCUACACUUCCUCCAGUUGCAGGGCCUCAAAUAUACUCGAACACAUAUGAUUACAGUGUACCAUACCAGAUGUGUACAGAACAACCUUCAUUUUCCAAGUUUCAUAGUGUGAUAAUGCCAAACUAUACUAAAAACACAUUGCAAACAAACAUUCAGUCAUCAACCUAUCCAACUUACCAUCCUCAAGUAAAUGUUUUGCAAAACUCUAACCCUCAUCCUUACACACAACAGUUAACCAACAGGCAGUAUCAAGCACAAACCUCUCACCAUUCCUUUGAAAACAACACACAGCCACCACUCCUGAAGCACAAUAUACCAAUGCAUGUCAUUCCACUGCAAUCACAAGUAGAUAAAUUGCAAACAAACCCACCGAAUUUGUCAGUGCAGCAUCAGGCAACUUCCUUUACAAAACAACCUCAUUCAGGACAUAUUAAUGCAAACCCUUUAAAUGAGAAUCAAACAACAGAGUCAUUCCUAAAUGUUAACACAAACACUGCUAAUUUAAGCAGACCACCAUCUGCAGAGAAUGUUUCUUCUUGUCAGGAGACAGACUAUAAUGCUAAUUCGGUGUGUAAGAAAUAUUCAUUUCUGCGUGAUCUUGGAGUUGAUGUUGUUGAGUAAUACAUAUAAUUUGUAAAUGUGAACUGUAAUGUUUAGAUUUAUGUGCAAUAUUGAAAGUUUUUGGUUCAAGAC